This is a messenger RNA of Dermacentor silvarum, 666 nucleotides long. Lineage: Eukaryota; Metazoa; Arthropoda; Arachnida; Ixodida; Ixodidae. The record is from the annotation of a RefSeq genome assembly.
AUGAUAAAUAAUUUAUUUUUAAUUUUCGAUCCGUCAACAUCCUUAAAUUUUAGGUUUAAUUGGUUAGUCAUAUUUUCAUGAAUUUUUAUUAUUCCUUACUUUUACUGAUCCUGUUCUUCAUUAUUUUCAAUUUCCUGAAAAAAACUGCUGAAAAAUUUUUUUCAGGAAAUUGAAAAUAAUUUAAAAUCUCACAAAACAAAAAAUAGUUUAAUUGUUACUUCUAUUUUUUUAUUUAUUUUGAUAAACAAUAUUUUAGGUCUUUUCCCUUAUAUUUUUACUGCUUCAAGCCAUAUAAUUUUUACUAUAUUUUUUGCAUUUCCAUUAUGAAUUAGAAUAAUUAUUUAUUUAGUUUUAAAUAAAACUAAUAUAAUAAUAUCACCCCUUGUUCCUUGGGGAUCACCUAUUUUCUUAAGAUUUUUUAUGGUUUUUAUUGAAACUGUAAGAAAUUUAAUUCGCCCUAUUACUUUAUCUGUUCGUCUAAUAGCAAAUAUAAUUAGAGGCCAUUUAUUAAUCCAUCUUCUUUCAUCUAUUUCUUUAUUAGGGGAAACAUUUUUAAUUAUAUCAAUUCCAUUGAUAAUGAUUUUAAUUUUACUAGAAACUGCUGUUGCAUUUAUUCAAAGAUUUGUUUUUGCAAUUCUAAUUUCAUUAUACAUUAAUGAAACUUAA